This is a messenger RNA of Ilex paraguariensis (yerba mate), 942 nucleotides long. The record is from the annotation of a GenBank genome assembly. Lineage: Eukaryota; Viridiplantae; Streptophyta; Magnoliopsida; Aquifoliales; Aquifoliaceae.
AUGCUUGGUCGGGUGACGUGGGAUUUUCGACGAUCCAACGAUGCAGAUUGGGGGACGGGCUUCAUUAACAUGCCAUUGAUGCAAAAUAUCAUACGGCUCACCAUUGAACAAAGCCAGUGGGACCCUUUGGAUGUUGGUGUACCUUACCCCACCGGAUUCCAUCCUCGGUCCGCCUCAGAAGUUCAUCAAUGGCAAAACUUUGUCCGUACUCGCAAGCGAAAGACCCUCUUCGCCUUUGCAGGUGGGAAACGACCGGGUAUGAAGAAUGACUUCAGAUCAUUGUUACUGAGUUACUGUUAUAAAGAGUCUGACUCGUGUCGAGUCGUAGACUGUGGCCGGACACGGUGCCAAGAUGGGACGUCGGCGAUUCUUGAAGCCUUCAUUGACUCGGACUUCUGUUUGCAGCCUAGAGGUGAUUCCUACACGAGGCGCUCUCAGUUUGAUUGCAUGUUGGCAGGCUCGAUCCCAGUGUUUUUCUGGCAAAACGGAAUCUAUGAUCAGUAUCAAUGGUUCUUGCCAGGUGACCCACAAAGUUUCUCGGUGUUUAUAGAUCACAGGGAUGUGAGAAAUGGUACUACUUCUAUAAGACGAGUGCUGGAGAUUUUCAGCAGGGAAGAGGUGAGAAGGAUGAGAGAGAAAGUGAUUGAUUCUAUACCCAAGUUUGUGUACGCAGACCCUAGUCAGGGUUUGGAUGUUAGUAGAGAUGCUGUUGAUAUUGCCAUUGAUGGGGUGUUAAGGAGGUUCAAGGAACAAAGAGGGGGACGCAAGUCAAAUACGACAAAGGAAGCAAGUGAAACAGCGAAACAUUCAAAUGUGUUGAUGAGGAGAUUGCAAGAUAGCUAUGACCAAAAGUCAGGUGAAGAUGGCGAUAACAACUCUAGCUACAACUCCAAGGGAGAUAUACGUGCUGUUUUGGUUGUGAUGCGUACUGUAAUUUCUUAG